Messenger RNA from Dovyalis caffra, 357 nucleotides. Lineage: Eukaryota; Viridiplantae; Streptophyta; Magnoliopsida; Malpighiales; Salicaceae. The record is from the annotation of a GenBank genome assembly.
AUGAAGUCAAUACAAGAUUUGAAGCCUUUCGACUUGAAGUUGAAGCAAGCAAGAAAUCUACGGAUGGAAGGUUGGAUAAUAUUGAAGGAAAAGCUACUUGCUGUCACAACAGCUGAUAGCUCUUUUCCACAAAAUCAAGGUGUUUUGGCUGCCCAGAAUACUCAACCAGCUGCUUUGCCCAUUCAAAGAAGGAAGCAAAUCGAUCCACAAGACACUGUUGGUGAUAUUUACAAAGAAAGUAAAGCAAAACCUGUGCGGCCAUCUAUUCAACCUGAACAACAAUGUGAAGAACAAUUCCGGCAACCUAAGGGCCAUGAAAUGAAGGUAAAAACAGUACAAAGGGAUGCUGAAACGUAA